ACAAUCUCUCUCUCUCUCUCUCUCUCUCUCUCUCUCUCUCUCUCUCUCUCGUGAUAUACCCUUUCGGGCAUUGCAGCGUUUCUUCCCAUUGUGGAUAAUCCCCAGGAGGAGAGCAUAGUUUCUCCCACUCCAAAUGUCGCCGCCAAAUGCAGUGGUUUCGUUACUUGCGGCGGCAUUGCUCUUCCUUGCUGCCCAAGCAGAGGACCCUUACAGAUUCUUCACAUGGACUGUUACCUAUGGCACCAUUUACCCUCUUGGUGUUCCCCAACAGGGUAUUCUGAUCAAUGGGCAGUUCCCAGGUCCGGAUAUCUUCAGUGUCACCAAUGACAAUCUCAUCAUCAGUGUGUUCAACAACCUAGAUGAGCCUUUUCUUAUUUCUUGGAAUGGAGUCCAGAAUAGAAGGAAUUCCUAUGAAGAUGGAGUGUAUGGAACCACAUGCCCAAUUCCUCCUGGGAAAAACUUCACUUACAUUCUGCAAAUGAAAGAUCAAAUUGGAAGCUUUUACUACUUCCCAUCUCUGGCCUUCCACAAAGCGGCUGGUGGGUUUGGAGGCAUUAGGAUUCUCAGCAGGCCCCGAAUCCCAGUCCCUUUCGACGAUCCUGCUGGUGACUGGACUCUGCUCAUCGGAGAUUGGUACAAGGCUAAUCACACGACCUUGAAAGCCCUUCUUGACAGUGGCCACAUGUUGCCAUUUCCUGAUGGAAUCCUUAUCAAUGGUCGUGGCGCUAAUGGUGCUUCUUUCGCUGUUGAACAAGGAAAAACAUAUCGGCUAAGAAUAUCCAAUGUUGGGUUGGAAAAUUCUCUCAAUUUUCGGAUCCAAGGUCACACGAUGAAACUCGUGGAAGUAGAGGGAACACACACCGUGCAAACUACUUUCUCCUCGCUUGAUGUUCAUGUUGGUCAAUCCUACUCCGUCCUCGUUACUGCUGAUCAGCCUCCCCGAGACUACUACAUCACAGUCUCGAGCCGUUUCACCCAAACAAUCCUUACUACCACCGCAAUUCUUCACUACACCAACUCUAAUCUCCAAGUCUCUGGCCCCCCUCCCGGUGGACCUACCAUUGAGAUCGACUGGUCACUAAACCAGGCUCGUUCCAUUAGGUCUAAUCUUACAGCAAGUGGACCAAGACCGAACCCCCAAGGUUCAUACCAUUAUGGUAUGAUAAACACCACCCGGACCAUUAGGCUUGCAAACUCGGCUGGUCUGUUGCAUAACUAUCAGAGAUAUGCUGUCAAUAGCGUGUCCUUCGUGCCAGCUGAUACUCCGCUCAAGAUUGCUGACUACUUCAAGAUUCCAGGAGUCUUUCGCGUGGGAAGCAUAUCGGAUAAUCCCACUGGCGGUGGUCUUUACCAAGAUACAUCCGUCUUGGGCACCGACUAUAGGGCGUUCAUUGAAAUCGUGUUUCAGAACGACGAGGACAUUCUGCAAAGUUGGCACAUUGAUGGGUACCAGUUUUGGGUAGUUGGAAUGGAUGGAGGGCAAUGGUCACCAGCCAGUAGAAAUGAGUACAAUCUUCGCGAUGCAGUUGCACGUUCUACAGCCCAGGUGUAUCCAAGAUCAUGGACUGCCAUCUACAUGGCUCUUGACAACGUCGGUAUGUGGAACGUUAGAUCCGAGUUUUGGGCACGACAAUACCUCGGGCAACAGUUCUACUUGAGGGUUUACACGACCUCAACCUCGCUUAGGGAUGAAUACCCCAUCCCGAAGAACGCCCUCCUUUGUGGCAGGGCAGCCGGGCGCCGCACAAGGCCCCUCUAAGCUUGAACUUCAUUCUUCUCCUUCUGCUGCUGCUGCUAGGAAAAGUUUGCCUAGCUUAGGUUACUUGAGAGUGUAGAGUUUUACACAUAGUUUAGGUAAAAGAGAAGUGUUUUACUUCUUGUUGUUAUGCAUUUGUUGCAGUCACAAAUAGGAUCUCAUCUAUUAAUGACCUUAUCUCAAGGUCACAUUCUUUCAGUUUCCACUCAAAACAAUUUCAUUGGGUUCUUCAUAACUUCAGUUUCUGGUUCUGUAUUGCAACAAUAUAAAUAUAUUGUUCACAUUACUGAUGUUUUUGUUUGAA
Ipomoea nil (Japanese morning glory) is the source of this 2060-nucleotide messenger RNA. Its product is annotated as L-ascorbate oxidase homolog. Gene Ontology annotation, molecular function: copper ion binding; oxidoreductase activity. The transcript has 8 exons. NCBI's taxonomy places the organism in Eukaryota, Viridiplantae, Streptophyta, Magnoliopsida, Solanales, Convolvulaceae. Bases 134 to 1759 code for a protein of 541 amino acids. The record is from RefSeq and is a predicted model, not a curated record.